GAGGGUGUGGCCAACACCAUAACUGCGAGAAAACAGUGCCCUUUGAGAUUUUGUCACAAACUGGCAAGACACUUGUUUAAAGUUUCAAGGGAGCCAUCCUUGCAGUAUGGCUGGGCCCGGUGGGCAGUGCGUGGUGAAGGUGGAACUCACAGUAUCCUGUGAGAAUCUGCUGGACAAAGAUGUGUUCUCCAAGUCAGACCCGAUGUGCGUCCUGCUGAUGAACACAUCUGGACACCAAUGGGCCGAGGUGGGUCGCACUGAGACCGUGCAGAAUUGCCUUAAUCCAAAAUUCGCCAAGAAGUUCCUAAUAGAUUACCACUUUGAGCUAGUCCAGAAGGUGAGGUUUGAGCUGUAUGACAUCGACAGUUCAACGGCCAGUUUAAAUCAGCAUGACUUUCUCGGGGAGACAGAGUGCACAAUUGGUCAGAUUGUGUCCAGUAGUAAGCUGACUCGACCACUCGUACUGAAGGACAAGAAACCUGCGGGGAAAGGAACCAUCACGGUUUUUGCUGAGGAGAUCAAGGACAACCGAGUGGUGAAUCUUGAAGUGGAGGCCAGAAAGCUGGAUAAGAAGGAUUUCUUUGGAAAGUCUGAUCCGUUCCUUGAGUUCUACCGACAAACAGAGUCAGGAUGGCAGCUGGCCCACCGAACAGAGGUCGUGAAGAGAAAUCUGAAUCCCUGUUGGAGGCCCUUCAAAAUCCCUCUACAGGGUCUGUGUGGAGGAGAUGUGGAAAAACCCAUCAAGGUGGAGUGUCAUGAUUAUGACAAUGAUGGCUCCCAUGACUUGAUUGGGACAUUUGAAACAACACUUGCACGCUUGACAGAAGCGGCGCGUGGAAGACCAGCAGAAUUUGAGUGUGUGAAUAUGAAAAAGAAGCAGAAGAAAAGGAGUUAUAAACACUCAGGCAUCGUGAGCGUCAAACAUUGUGAGAUUGUGAAGGAGUACACAUUCCUGGAUUACAUCAUGGGAGGAUGCCAGCUCAACUUCACGGUGGGUGUGGACUUCACAGGGUCUAACGGUGACCCUCGCUCUCCUGACUCGCUGCACUACAUCAGUCCCAACGGGGUCAACGAGUACCUCAGUGCCAUCUGGUCUGUCGGCAUGGUCAUCCAGGACUAUGACAGUGAUAAUCUAUUUCCUGCGUUUGGGUUUGGCGCUCAGAUUCCACCUACAUGGCAGGUGUCUCAUGAAUUCCCUCUGAACUUCGACCCCGCUAAUCCAUAUUGCCAAGGUAUUGAGGGUGUUGUGGAUGCCUACAGGCGAUGCUUGCCGCAGGUGAAGCUCUUUGGUCCCACAAACUUCUCGCCUAUCAUCAACCAUGUGGCACGGUUUGCACACCAGGCAGCCAGCCAGAAAACAGCAUCGGAAUACUUCGUCCUGCUCAUCAUCACCGAUGGUGUGAUCACCGAUAUGGACCAGACUGUGGCGGCCAUCGUGAACGCCUCGCGUCUGCCCAUGUCCAUCAUCAUCGUGGGGGUGGGCAGGGCCGACUUCGAGUCCAUGGAGAUCCUGGACGGGGACGACCAGCGCCUCAGAGCUCAAAACGGCGAAUUGGCAGCCCGUGACAUCGUGCAGUUUGUGCCCUUCAGAGAUUUCCGGAAUUCUCCUAAAGAGGCGUUGGCCCAGAGUGUUCUGGCUGAGGUUCCUGGUCAGCUGGUCUCCUACUUCAACAUGACCAAGCUCCCUCCGCCCUCCCAGCCAGCCCCUCCAGCCCAGCCCUGAAUUUCAACAGCCAAUUAAAACACGCCAUAUGCAGAGACCACGCCCAUUGUGAGCUGUCAGUCAACCCCUGUCUCUCUGCUUUCAGAUGUCUCUUAUAUAACAUUCCUAUGUGCAUGAUGGCAUGACAACACUUAAGCAUGUCUGCAUACACGCUCUCAAACCAACAAAUACACACACACACACACACACACACACACACACACACACACACACACACACACACACACACACACACACACACACACACACACAGAGACCAGGUGCACCAAAAGGCCUUGUCUGACCUGAGAUCAAACAUAACGACUGUCGAUACACCAUUAUGUGUCUUUUCACACACACACACACACACACACACACACACACACACACACACACACACACACACACACACACACACACACACACACACACACACACACACACACACACACACA
This is a messenger RNA of Engraulis encrasicolus (European anchovy), 2157 nucleotides long. Its product is annotated as copine-3-like. Gene Ontology annotation, biological process: cellular response to calcium ion; ERBB2 signaling pathway. Lineage: Eukaryota; Metazoa; Chordata; Actinopteri; Clupeiformes; Engraulidae. Gene Ontology annotation, cellular component: plasma membrane. The transcript has 16 exons. The record is from RefSeq and is a predicted model, not a curated record. The coding region runs from base 107 to 1723 and encodes 538 amino acids. Gene Ontology annotation, molecular function: calcium-dependent phospholipid binding; receptor tyrosine kinase binding.